CCCAUCCCUGACUUGCCUCCUGUUGGACAUGUACGUUCUGUUUUUAUUGUGGAAAAUUUGUGCAUGUUGAUAAAAGUUGCAAUAAAAAGAAAAAAGAUAUUAACAAUAAUGUGCUUAAUGUGGGCCAAUUUGAGGAAUGAACAAAGUGGUAGUAGGGGAAAGGUUUUAUCUGGGGAAGAGAAUACUCCUUCACCUGAAGUUGGGGUGUCUAAAGAUAAAAGAAAAAAAAAGCAAGCUUAUCUCUUUUCGGGAAUUUGGAAAGCUAGAAAUAAGUUGCAGUUCAAAGGGGAUUGGAUUUUUGAGAGAGGGGUGGUAGAAAAUGCUAAAUCUGAGUGGUUAGAGUGGAAGGGAAAGAAGGAAGUUGAAGGAGGAGUAGGUCGGGCAUCUUUGGCCAUCAGUGCUUUGCUCUCUGUGGAUGGUGGGGUUGCCUCAAUGUUUUGUUUAGCAACUUCAAAGGAAGGCAGCAAAUGGAAGCCUUUUACUUUGCAAUCAAAUGGAGUCAAUUGGAAGGUCAGAGACUUGGCUUGGGGUCCUCUAGUUUGCUACCUCAAUGAUGUUGAUAUCACUGAAGCCAUUAACAGAAGAAUUUUGUACUCUGCUUGCUGUCCUGCUGACAACAACUCUGGUGAGAAACCAGUCAACAAACUGAACCUAGAUAGGAGAGCUGCUCAAAGUGUAGUCUAG
Striga asiatica is the source of this 684-nucleotide messenger RNA. The record is from the annotation of a GenBank genome assembly. Lineage: Eukaryota; Viridiplantae; Streptophyta; Magnoliopsida; Lamiales; Orobanchaceae.